Molecule: messenger RNA, 1566 nt
Organism: Sclerotinia borealis F-4128
Lineage: Eukaryota; Fungi; Ascomycota; Leotiomycetes; Helotiales; Sclerotiniaceae
Source: the annotation of a GenBank genome assembly
AUGUGGGAUUGUAGUAGGGAGUUGCCACCAUGUUUCCCGCCAAACAAACCCACUCCGGUUGCUUUGCAAAACUACUCGAAUCACCAAUAUCCACACCCUCAGGUCAACAAUUUUCCCGCAACAUUUACACCCCAGCACUACACUUAUCCAUCCCCUCCUCUAUCGCCGGACUGUCUGAAGUAUUCCCACCUCCAGGAUGGCCAUCUACCGAACCUUUACAGAUAUCCAACCCCUCCUCCAUCGCCACUAGCAUUUCCAUAUGCACCAGGCACGGGAGCCUAUGGAGUUGUAUACUAUUCUCAAGAUUUAUCCACCGGCAAAGAGUACGCGGUGAAAGCUCUCGACAAAAUGAAUGCCUAUGGACAACCUUUGGACGCAAAAGCACAAGCUUACCAAGCAAGAGAGAUAGCCUUACAUUGGCAAGCUUCGGCACAUCCUAAUAUAGUCCCAAUGUAUAAAAUACUCGACGAUCCGACCUGCACCUAUGUUAUCCUGGAUUACUUCCAUGAAGGAGAUCUAUUUUCCAAUAUCACCGAAGGUGGUAGAUAUGUAGGUCAUGAUGCUCUAAUCCUGAGUAUCUUCCUCCAGAUCUUGGAUGCCACGGAACAUUGCCACCGCCUUGGGAUAUACCACAGGGACCUUAAGCCGGAGAAUAUUCUAGUCUCCAAUUCUGGCCAUACCGUUUGCCUAGCGGAUUUUGGGUUGGCCACACGGGAAAUAACAUCUCGCGAUCACGGAUGCGGGUCCACAUUUUACAUGUCUCCAGAAUGUCUGGAACAGUCAUAUACGCCAUACAAAUGUGCUCCAAGCGAUGUCUGGUCUCUUGGAGUGAUCUUAGUCAAUCUCACAUUCGGACGAAACCCAUGGAGACAGGCCUCAUGGGAUGAUGCCACAUAUACUGCCUUUCUCAAAGAUCCAAAUUUCUUGAAGACUCUCCUGAACCUAUCGGAUGAACUCAACAUUAUUCUUAAUAUGAUCUUUCAACCGGAUCCGGAUGCCCGUAUUACUGUCGCAGAACUGAAGCUACUGAUUCUACAAUGCCCGAGACUUUACUCUCCUACCCCUUCCUCAAGUGCUCACGGACCAGAUCUUGCAGGAAUUACCAACAGUUUGUCCAAAGAUUCCGGUUACUCCACGUCAACACCAGAUGUCAUAAGUCGAUCUCAAUCAUCGUCAUCGUCUCACGAUUCUGCUAUCGCCGCCGAUGAUGAUGCGAUCAACACGCACAGUAGAGCUUCCGAUUUGGUUCGACCCUACGGUAAUACUGGCCCCUCGGUCCCAGUGUCGGACUGUCAUGAUCUCGAAAACCAUGAUAUUUCCGCCUAUAAUCACGGAGAUUCCAAUGGUAACCUGAGAACCGGUUUACUCACACCCCCUCCAGAGGAGUCCAUUUCACAUGCAGCAAAACCUGUUAGUUCGUCUUCAGCCUCUCCGAAGGUUGCUACAUUCACCCCACAGCAUCAAUGGGAUUCAUUCAUUACACAAAGUUCGCAAACAGUAUCAAAGUCUGCUCAUUAUAUGGUGCAAACAUUUUCAAAGUUUACUCAUCAUUCGUCAUGGGUAUAA